AAACCGGCGGCCUUUCGCCCAGGCCGGCACUGGGUCACUGCCAGUAUCCCUUGUCCGACCCUGUAUCCGCUCCGGUUCCUCCGUCUGCAGUGUGGGCUGGCAGCACAAAAAGCCCUCCAAAACCAAACCAGGUUUUCAAUUCGAAAAAAACCUCGCACCAGAUUCCUCCCAUCCAAUGGCCGUCGACACGGAUUUCGCGUCGCUGAUGAAAACCCUGAAGCUGGAAGAUCCAUUGCUCACGCCCCGGCCUUGGGAGUCGAUCCCUUCAGAGAGCGGAUCAUCUCGCUCCGACAUUCCAACAUCCACUUCUUCUUCUCUCUCUACACCUCUCUACGACACUCCCAUUGUCUCCGAGGCAAGUUUGGUGAGGAUAGCAUUAAAUGCACAACAAGGCAUAGAAUCAGCUCUUAUAACCAUUGAAAAGCUCUGUGCAGCAUUCUACUCUGAUCCAGCUGAUAGAACCUUCCAUCGAAUUCCCAGUUUGUGGAACCGGUCAUCAAGCACUCUUGCUUUGGGAAGGAUUCUCAAAUCCAUAGGCCACUCUGGAUGUAUAGUGUUUCUUCUCCGCAAAUUUGUUGAUCAUUUUAUUAAUUUCGACUCAGACGAAAGUUUUAGCAAUAAACCUUCAAAUUCAGAAGCAAAAGAAAAUCAUAAUGAUCUUCCGGUUGAAGGGGGAGAACACCAUAUAUGCAGUCUUGUUAAUCAAGCAUUCUCUGUUGCUGUGCGGAAGGUUUUAGAAGGUUACAUAUGUGGAGUGGAUACACUAUAUACAUCAGUGGGUUUAAGGCAUUUAACAUCGACUACUGAUUUGUGUUCGCACUCUUGUUUUGGAGUAGGCAGUCUCAGGAGCUCAGUACAUUCUGAAGUUACCCUAUUGGAGGUUUACCUGCACACAAAGGAAUUGAGAAAUCAGAUUGAAGCAAUUGGACAUAUCUGCAACAUAAGUGAUAUAGCUCUUUGCUUAUCACUGUCAGCUUCAGAAGAUUUAGUUGCUAAAGCUAAUAUAGAGUUCCGUAACUUCCCAACAGGUGGAAAUCUGCUCACUUAUUUGUAUACACAACUACGGGUUGCUGAUCCGGUCCACAGUUCUGUCUUGAAGUUUCUCUUUCUGUCUUCUUGUGAACCGUACUGUGAAUUUAUCAGAUCAUGGAUCUAUGAUGCCAAGCUUUGUGACCCGUAUAAUGAAUUUCUCAUAGAAUUUGCGAAACAUUCACCAUCUUAUUCACUUGACGAAGCUGGAAGGUGUAAUGACAUUCCAUUGGCCGUGCUUAGGGAGCAAGAUGGAGUUGCUGUACCCUGUUUUCUCAAAGAUUUAUCCAUUCCACUUCUCAGAGCUGGUCAGCAGCUUCAAGUUGUAAUGAAGUUGCUUGAAUUGUGCAGUCACAUUGGCAUCGGGAACCAUGCUUAUGAGGAUAUUCUUCCCCGUUUGAGUGAUUUCUCAAGUGACUUUCCAUCUUAUGCAUCUUCAUUGCCUUCUAUUAAAUUAAGCAUUGAAGCUAUGGUAUGUGCAAGGAACAACUAUUACAAAAGCAAGUUGGAAAAACUGGACAUUGUUUUUACGGCAUUGGAAAUCAGAUAUCAACAGGUAGUUCCACAGGGCAGUGCAGCAAUCUAUUCAAAUACCUAUGGAAGGAAUCCAAACUUCCCUAUUUCAUUUUCAAAGGAUGACAGUUUCAUUUGUCCUUCUACCAGUAAUGGUUAUUUGGAUACGGCUUUUGACAAUAUGGAGUCUGAGGUUGCCAGCACAACGGAUGAGUUCUCUUAUGCGGGGGAGUUGGAAUCAUCAGAAUGUUCAUCUUUAAGUGGCUCCGAAGAAGAAAGUGAUUCUAUGCAGCUGAUUCAAUUUCCUCGUAAUUUGGUUGCAGUUGAACAGAACUAUUUAUCUGCUUUAAAUUUACUUUCAACUGUUGCCGUCGAUAAUUCUGCUCAGAAACCUUCGGAAAGUGAUAUAUCAAACCGCAUGGAAGGUGAUUCAUGUGACAUUAAUGAGAAAUCCGCUCUAGAGGACGGAUCUGUUUAUCCUAGUCACAGAGGAACAAAGUUGACCAAAUGGAAGCCAAAUGGCUCAAGGUUGUCUGACGCCAAAAACACAGAUAGUCAGUGCGAUGCAGGCUGGUUUCUUAGUGACAUUGUGAAAAGUUAUUUUUAUGUGGACCGAAGGUAUAGAGACAAUGGUGCGCGAAAUGUGGGCAAUAUGAUUUUCCCAGCAAAUUCUUUAACGGGGGAAACCAACGAUGAGGAUCAACUUUCAAACAGAACUUACCUUCUGUCAAACUUAAAUUUUUUGCAACAAUCAAACCACAAAUACCAUUCCAAUCUUCUUAGUAUGAACCCAGUAUUGUUUAAAAGUGACCUGAUGGGCAAACAUGGAGUGAAAGGCUGCGUAGACCGAAUAGAACCCUUUCCUUGCUUUGAUUUUUCAUCUGUAAAAGACCCUUGUAAGUUUUAUGCCAAGAACUUAUCUGCCAAUGCCAGGCAUCAGUUUGGAGCUGAAGUUGCACUUUUCCCGAAAUCUAAUGCUUCUGCUGCACUUGCUACGAGCAAAUACCGCGAGAAGGAAAGCAACAAUAUUCCUUCGAUCUUGAUUGAUAAGCAUGAGUUUCCUCAUGAUGAUUUUACUUUGGAAUCAAAGAAUGAGAAGAAAGAACAAGUGGUGCUGGACAAUGUUUCUGGUGGAAGUGGUUGGCAGAGUAUGCUCUGUUGUUCAGAUAGUAGUGUCAAUUUUAGUGGCAGAGAUCAAAGGAACAGUUUGGCAGCUACAUUUGAGAUACCACUUGAUUUUGUAAUUGAGAAAUGCCUCUUGCAGGAAAUCUUGCUUCAAUAUUGGUAUGUCAGCAAGUUGACUAUUAAAAUACUUGAAGAAGGAUUUGAUUUGAAAGGACAUCUACUGGCAUUGCGGCGAUACCAUUUCAUGGAAUUAGCUGACUGGGCAGAUUUGUUUAUCAUGUCCCUUUUGCAUCAUAAAUCCUACGUGACAGGGGGAGAUCAGAAAGUCUCAGAUAUUCAGGGGUUACUUGAGAUGUCAGUUCAGAGGUCUUCAUGUGAAGGAGACCAUAAUAAGGACCGUCUAUUCGUGUACAUGAAGGGAAAGGGAAAUGGCACAAUGCCUCUCUCGACAUCUACAAUAGGACUCGAUUCUUUCGAUUUUUUAGGUUUGGGUUACAGAGUGGAUUGGCCGGUCAGUAUUGUUGUGACACCACAGGCCUUAGAAAUAUAUGCCCAGAUAUUCAGCUUUCUUAUUCGAGUCAAGCUUGCUGUUUUCUCAUUAACUGACAUAUGGUCCUCGUUGAAGGAUUUACUGCAUUUAGUUAAUCAGAAUCGCCAUUCUGAAGCACGUGUCCCAGAAAUGCGACAUUUCAAUAUCUUAAUCACAGUGAGGCACCAAGUCAAUCAUUUUGUAUCUACAUUGCAGCAAUAUGUCCAAUCGCAGUUAUCCCAUGUAUCCUGGUGCAGGUUUCUAGACUGUCGUAAGCACAAGGUCAAAGAUAUGAAGGAUCUCGACUCAGUUCAUAUGGGAUAUCUAACUGAUGCCCUGCACAUAUGCUUCUUGUCUGAAGAAAUGCAGUCCAUAGCCAGAAUUAUUGAUCGCAUUUUACAGUGUGCACUAGACUUCAGGUCUUGUUUGACUGGAGCCGAUUUUGAAGCUGUACUUUCUGGAAGUUUGUCGGGUAAACUUUCUCGAAUCAACAUUUCCCAGGUAAUUGCCAUAAGACAGACGUUCCAUAAAAAUCUCAAAGAGCUGCAUGUGUGUUAUCUCAACACACCAACUCACACGGAGUUUGGUCUUUCUCGUUUCUGGGGUUAUCUCAAUUACAACGAGUACUACUCAGACGCCGGUAGGCGGUAACGAUAAAGUUCAACCUACCGUCUUUUGGUCUAAUGGUCUGUUCCACUCUUCUUGAGCUUGUAAUUGAGAUCCCUCUCUCCUUAGACUGACCCAGAAAGGUUUCUGCACUAAAGUUGCCUUCAACUGCUGACCCAGAAAGAUUUGUACAGUGGACCGUAAGAUUUUUGGGGCUUGUCACACUGUUCUGCUUCUGUUAAUGCUGUGUAAUGGAGGUCCUGAUCUUCCAAUGUUGUAAAUUACCAUCUUGCAUGAGAAUGCUGCAUCUCGCCCACAUUUUUUAGGGUCCUGAGGCUGUGGUUCGACAUUUGAAUGACAAGGUUCGAAAGGUCAAAUUGAAAUUUAAAGUCUAUUGGACAAAGGUACUAUAAAAUUGGACAAAAUUUGUACUUAAUUAGUAUAAAUCCAGAAUCAUCUUUACCGGUCAUUCUUGCUAGACGAUUGUACAAAUUCAUGACAGCUAUACCUGAUUCUCUCUACGAAUCACUCAAUACUCAUGCUACCGUUU
Molecule: messenger RNA, 4352 nt
Organism: Rhododendron vialii
Lineage: Eukaryota; Viridiplantae; Streptophyta; Magnoliopsida; Ericales; Ericaceae
Exons: 14
Coding region: 176-3847 (1223 amino acids)
Biological process (GO): mitotic cell cycle; microtubule nucleation; spindle assembly
Cellular component (GO): spindle pole; centrosome; equatorial microtubule organizing center
Molecular function (GO): microtubule minus-end binding; gamma-tubulin binding
Source: RefSeq, a predicted model, not a curated record